Molecule: messenger RNA, 420 nt
Organism: Ostertagia ostertagi
Lineage: Eukaryota; Metazoa; Nematoda; Chromadorea; Rhabditida; Trichostrongylidae
Source: the annotation of a GenBank genome assembly
AUGGCUUACGGUGGUCUGCGUGGUGCUAUUGCUUACGGUCUUGUGGUAGCGUUACCAAAUAUUCCAGCCAAGAACAUGUUCAUCACAAGUUGCAUCGUCGUCAUCUACUUCACUGUUUUCCUACAGGGGAUCACUCUGAAGCCGAUCGCAGAGUUCUUGCAAGUAGAGAAGAAGAACGUCCACAAGAAAAACAUGACCGAACACAUUUAUCAAGAGUUAAUAGACUACACAAUGUCGGGGAUGGAGGAUAUCGCCGGCUUCAAGGGACAUCACUGGAUCAGAGAAUCAUUCCAGUAUGUCAACAAUAACUACCUGAAGCCGCUUCUCGUGAACAGAAGAAGUAUGAAACAGAUGGACAACACGAAAAUCGUACGAAUGUUUGAACGCCUGCAAUUACAAGAUGCCAAAGAUCUUGUCAAG